AUGAUUCAACUACUACUAUGCCUUUCAAUAUUUAUCAACUUAAUCAAUGGUUCACCUACUUCUUCCUCAAUUGAACCAAUUCCAACCCCUUCAUAUUUAGUAGAUAUACUAUCUUCCCAACCACAGUUUUCAUAUUUCCUACGUCAUUUACAAAGAAAUAGAAUGAUUCCUCAAUUAAAUCUUUUAGAAAAUGUUACAUUACUUGCUCCAAUAAAUCUGGCAUUUGUUGAAUCGCAAGGUCAAAAUGAAAAUAUAUUAUCAAAUGAAAAUCAAUUAUUAAGAUAUGUGGUUAAUCAAACAUUAGUAGUUGAAAAUAUAUCAGAUACGUUAGUAAUAUAUGAUACUUUAUAUAAACCAAAUGGUGAAUCCUACCCUAUAAAAUUUCAAGUUAAAGAUGAUGAUUAUAUUGUAGAUGAUAUUUCAAGUAUUGUUGAACCGGAUUUACUUGCAAAACAUCAAAGAUCUUAUGUACAAGGUAUAGAUCAUUUAUUACCAAUUAAACCAAGUAUAUGUGAAGUUUUAUUAAAUUCAGAGAAUAGUGAAAUUUCAAUAAUUGGAGAUUUGUUUAGACUGUUAUUUCCUGAUGAAGUUGUGAUAGAGCGAAGGAAGAGGAAAAAGAAAAAAAAGAAGAAGAAUAAACCAAAACUAUUACCAAAGACAUGUUCUGAAUUUUUAGCAGGGGUUAAAACUUUAAUAGUUCCUAGUGAUGAAGUCUUACUUGAUUCUUUGACUGAAUUGCAGUUGAAAUAUUAUUUGGCCAAUUUAGCCGAUGAGAGAUAUAAAACAACUGAUGAUGCAAUCGAUGAGAUUGAUAGAGACAUAAUUUUGUUAUUAAAAGAAUUAAUGUUUGAUCAGUAUAUUGGUGGAGUUAAUGGCACCACAAGAAAAUUAAAAUCAACAACUGGUAAAAAAUAUCAUUUUGAGUCAAAACAUGGUAACCUCUCAAUUGGAAAUUUCACAUCAAACACAAGUCAUGUGUUAUCAAAUGGAAUCAUUCAAGUAUUUAAAACUGGUGAUCAAUUUUUUCAAAAUUUAAAUAUCCCCACAGUUGAAAUGAUUGCAAGAAAAUCAUUAUAUGCAGCUCAUUAUUCUAAUUUUGUUAAAGAAUUAAAAUUUAGAUCUUUGGAAGGCCUCAUAGAUGGAUCCAUUUCAAAUCAAACAAUUCUUAUUGAUGUUGAUCUGAGAGAUGAUGUAAGUGAAGACGAAAUUUAUACUUCAUCGUACAGUUUAAAACAAGAAUUAAUGUAUCAUUUUAUUGAUGAAACAGUAGAUCUUUAUAAUUCAUCUUAUGUAUUAAAAGAUUCAAAUUUAUGUUUAAAAAAAAAAUUAGGAGGUUGUUAUAAAAUAAAAUUAUCAAAAUCAAAAUCAAAGGGACAUCUAUCAGUAUCAAUUAAUGAUGGGAAUGAAGUAUUAGAAAGAAUUUUAAUAAAUAAUGGAUCUCAAAUUUUAAUAAUUAAUGAAGAAUUAUCACCACCUGUAAAUUUAAAACAUUCAUUAGGUGAUUUAAUGUCAACUGGAGCAAUACCACGUCCAAUAGAUAAUAUCCAAUUAGAUAGAAUUCAAUGUUUAAAAACUUUAAACUAUUUAAAUGAUUUUGAUUUAUAUUCUUUAAAAGAUAAUGAUAAGGGUUAUACUAUUUUUUUACCUUGUGGAACUAAAAGAUCAAAAUAUCAAAAGGGAUUAUGGGAUGAAUUAGGUUUAGUAUUGGAUUAUUUAGAGUCUAAACCUGAAUUAUUGAAGGAUAUAAUGAAAGGAAUGUUUUUAGAAAAAACUAUUUACACAAAUUAUAAUGAAUCUGGAAGUUUCAAUAGUUUAACUGGUGCCAAAACUGAAAUAACUGGUUCAAUUUUAAAUGAUCAUUAUAAUAACAUUAAAAUUAAUAAUGAUGUUUCAUUUAAUUUACCUUUAAAUUCAGAUGUAUUAUUUAAUCAAGGAGUAAUUCAUGUUAUAAAUGAAGUUUUAUUACCUAAAAAUUUUCAUAUACCAAUUGAAGAAUUAAUUAAAACAACCAAUGAUCCAAAUUUUUCCAGUUACUCAAUUACAAAUUUAUUAAAAAUGUAUCCAAAAAUUCAAAAUUCAUUAUUUGGUAAACAUCCAUAUUCAUUAAUUAUCCCACAACCAGAAUCUUUAAAAAAUUUUAAUAUAACACCUUCAUUUGAAGAAUUAUUUGAAUUUUUAGAAUUUCAUUUAAUACCAAAUGAAGAAGUUGGAAAAUUAUUAGAUUGUGUUUAUGGAUAUGAUACAAAUGAAGAAAUUAUAAGAACAAAUUAUACUAAAGGUGGAUUAACAUGUAGACAUAAAUCAGAUAAAACCAUUUUACUAGCUUUAUAUAAAUUCAAUAAUACAGAUGAAGUUGAAGUUUUUGGAUAUAAUAAAGAUCAAGAAGUUAAAUUAUUAUCUCAUGGAUGUACUUCACCUUAUUAUGAUGAUGUAAAAAACAUUUCAUGUGUUUUCCUAGUAGAUAAACCUUUAAAUUUAGAUUGGUUUAAAGAUCAUAAAGAUGAUAAUUUUUUACAUAUACAUUUAGGUAUAGUAAGUGUUGGAUUUGGAGUAAUAUUAGGUUUAAUUAUGGUUGGUGGAGUAAUGGUUGGAUUAAUAUUUUGUAUUGGUGGAAAAAAGAAAUCAAAUCAUCAUCAUCCAUAUUUAACCAAGAUAAAUGAUGAUGAUGAUAGUUUACCAAGAAUAGAUUCUGGAUUUAUGAGUGUUUUAACUGAUGAAGAUGAUUAUUUACCAUAUGAUAGAGGUUAUGAAACUGAUGUUGAUGUUUUAAGAACCGAAACUGAUGCUUUAUUACCGUAUCAUAUGAAACGUAAGAAAAAAUUAAGACCAAAUAAUUUUGGAUCAAUAAAAGUUGAUAAUAAUGGUAAUACUUUACCUCGUGAUAUUGGAAAUUUUAAAAAAAAUUUAACAAGAGAAAGAAAUUUACCAGGAGUAUCACAAUUUUAG
This is a messenger RNA of Lodderomyces pseudojiufengensis, 2946 nucleotides long. RefSeq lists its product as uncharacterized. Bases 1 to 2946 code for a protein of 981 amino acids. The record is from RefSeq and is a predicted model, not a curated record. Gene Ontology annotation, biological process: macroautophagy. Lineage: Eukaryota; Fungi; Ascomycota; Pichiomycetes; Serinales; Debaryomycetaceae. The transcript has a single exon. Gene Ontology annotation, cellular component: fungal-type vacuole membrane.